GCGGCAUCCCUCGCAAUUACGACAACCACCAACUUGACGACUGCCACGAUUUUUGCUACUCGUCAUGUCCAUUGAUUUUCCCAAGGAGGAGGAGCUCGUCCUGCAGAGGUGGAAGGAGAUCAAUGCCUUCCGCCGACAGGUCGAGCUCUCCGAGGGCCGCAAACCUUACACUUUUUACGACGGUCCUCCCUUCGCAACCGGCCUCCCCCAUUAUGGCCAUCUACUGGCUUCGACUAUUAAAGAUAUUAUUCCUCGAUAUUGGUCGAUGAAAGGUCACUAUGUCGAGCGACGAUUCGGCUGGGAUACGCACGGUGUGCCUAUCGAAUACGAGAUCGAUAAGAAAUUGGGCAUGUCAGGUUUGGAGGCGGUCCAAAAGCUGGGGAUUGAGAAGUACAACGACGAGUGCAGAGCUAUUGUCAUGAGGUUUGCCUCUGAAUGGCGUCAAACUAUUGAAAGACUUGGUCGUUGGAUCGACUUCGAUAAUGAUUAUAAGACCAUGAACACGCCCUUUAUGGAGUCCGUUUGGUGGGUUUUCAAGCAGCUGUUCGACAAGGGGCUUGUCUAUAAGGGCUAUCGUGUCAUGCCUUACUCCACUGCCCUCAACACCCCCCUCAGUAACUUUGAGGCGCAGCAAAAUUACAAGGACGUCCAGGAUCCUGCUGUUGUGGUCACAUUUCCUCUAGUGGAUGAUCCAGAGACCUGCCUUCUUGCCUGGACGACUACGCCUUGGACCCUCCCUUCGAACGUCGCUCUCGCAGUAAAUCCUGGCUACGAAUAUAUCAAGAUCCAUGACGAGGCCUCCGGAAAGCAUUACAUUCUUCUGGAGACAUUGCUUCGAACCCUGUAUAAAGACCCCAAGAAGGCCAAGUUUAAGAUUGUGGACCGAUUCAAGGGGUCGCAGAUGAAGGAUUGGAAAUACCAGCCCCUCUUCAACUACUUUUAUGAUACAUUCAAGGAUCAUGGAUAUCGUGUGCUGAAUGCUGAAUAUGUGACUGCUGAAGAUGGUACUGGUAUUGUCCACCAGGCCCCUGCAUUUGGUGAGGACGAUUACAAGACUGCUGUGGAUGGUGGUGUUAUUGAUGAAAACCGCCAGCCCCCCAAUCCAGUCGACGAGAUGGGCUGCUUUACAUCUGAGGUUCUGGAUUUCCACGGCCAACAUGUCAAAACUGCUGAUAAGGCCAUCAUUAAGUACUUAAAGGCAAAUGGUCGUCUUAUUGUGGACAGCCAGAUUACUCACAGUUACCCAUUCUGUUGGCGCUCUGACACACCUUUGAUCUACCGGGCCGUUCCUUCGUGGUUUGUUAAGAUCGGACCUAUCAUCCCACAGAUGCUCCAGGGUAUUGAAGAAUCGCACUGGGUUCCUAGCUUUGUGAAGGACAGGAGAUUUGCUAGCUGGAUCCAGAAUGCCCGCGAUUGGAACAUUUCCCGUAAUAGGUUUUGGGGCACCCCGCUGCCUCUAUGGGUUAGCGAUGACUUUAGUGAGGUCGUCGCCGUCGGAAGCGUCCAAGAACUCAAGGAGCUUAGCGGUUAUGAAGGAGAGCUUACUGACCUUCACCGCGACAAGGUUGAUCACAUCACUAUUCCAAGUAAGAAGGGCAAUGGUGUGCUUCGGCGUGUCAGUGAGGUGUUCGACUGUUGGUUCGAAUCAGGCAGCAUGCCAUAUGCGUCUCAGCACUAUCCGUUCGAAAACAAGGAUCAGUUUGAGAAAAGCUUCCCAGGUGAUUUCAUCGCAGAGGGUCUAGAUCAGACCCGCGGCUGGUUCUACACCUUGACUGUUCUGGGCACUCACCUCUUCGGUAAGCUGCCUUUCAAGAACUGUGUCGUGAAUGGAAUCGUUCUUGCAGAGGAUGGAAAGAAGAUGUCCAAGAGGUUGAAGAACUACCCCGAUCCCUCCUUGGUCAUGGACCGAUACGGCUCGGAUGCCCUAAGACUUUACCUCAUCAACUCGCCCGUCGUUCGUGCGGAGCCACUCAGGUUCAAGGAGUCGGGCGUCAAGGAGAUUGUCGCUAAAGUACUUCUCCCCCUGUGGAAUAGUUACAAGUUCUUUGAAGGUCAAGCGGCGCUUUUCAAGAAGACUACGGAUGUUGAUUACAUGUGGGAUCCUAAAGCCGAAGCUACUAACACCAAUGUCAUGGACCGUUGGAUCCUCGCUAGUUGUCAAAGUCUCUUGAAGUUCGUCAACGAGGAAAUGGCUGCAUACCGUCUGUACACGGUCGUUCCCCGUCUCCUGGAGUUGAUUGACAACACCACCAACUGGUACAUCAGAUUCAACCGCAAGCGCUUAAAGGGUGAGAACGGCGUUGAUGACACCUUGCAUGCUCUGAAUACCUUGUUUGAGGUGAUCUACACCUUGGUCAGAGGCCUUGCGCCGUUCACACCAUUCCUUACCGAUAAUAUCUAUCAGCGACUACUUCCUCAUAUCCCAGAGGCUCUCCGCAGCGAGGAUAGCCGGAGCGUCCACUUCCUUCCCUUCCCUGAAGUACGUGAGGAAUUGUUCGAUGAGAUUGUGGAGAGGAGGGUAGCACGCAUGCAAAAGGUUAUCGAAAUGGCCCGUAUUUCCCGUGAGCGUCGAUCCCUCGGCCUGAAGACACCUCUGAAGACACUUGUCGUCAUCCACCAAGACCAGCAAUUCUUGGACGACGUGAAGUCUUUGGAGACCUACAUUCUCGAGGAAAUUAAUGUCCAGGAACUCGUAUUGUCGUCCGAUGAGGCCAAGUACAAUGUCCAGUAUAGUGUGACAGCUGACUGGCCGACUCUGGGCAAGAAGCUGAAGAAAGAGGUUCAAAAGGUCAAGAAGGCCUUGCCAUCUCUGAGCAGCGAUGAUGUGAAGAAAUUCGUUACCGACAAGAAGAUUCUUGUUGACGGUAUUGAGCUUGUUGAGGGUGAUCUUGUUGUCAAGCGCGGUCUCAAGCAAGACUCCUCCUCCGAAGCUAUGGAGCCUAACGCGGACGCUGAUGUGCUGACCAUUCUUGAUGUUCAUCUCUACCCAGAGCUGGCCCAUCAAGGACUGGGCCGCGAGAUCAUCAACCGUCUCCAGCGUCUUCGUAAGAAGGCUGGUUUGGUCCCUACGGACGAUGUCAAAAUGCAGUAUGUCGUGCUCUCGGAUCCCGACAACGUCGGAAUCCGCGAGGCAUUUGAAACCCAGGCAUCGGUCAUUGAGAAAGUUGUUCGCCGGCCACUGGAGCAGUGUAAGGCUGCUGAGGGCAAGCUACCGAAUGCAGACGAAGAAGGCAUGAUCAUGCAGGAGGAGCAGGAAGUACAAAACGCGACUUUCUUGCUGCGGUUACUGAAGCUGUAGACUUUCAGGAUAUGAUUUCUAUUUUCUUUAAAUCUUGAGUUGAAUCCUUAGGGCUAUAUAUUCCCAAGAAAAUAACAUUCCAUUUAAAAG
Aspergillus ochraceoroseus IBT 24754 is the source of this 3388-nucleotide messenger RNA. Its product is annotated as isoleucine--tRNA ligase ILS1. Bases 65 to 3298 code for a protein of 1077 amino acids. NCBI's taxonomy places the organism in Eukaryota, Fungi, Ascomycota, Eurotiomycetes, Eurotiales, Aspergillaceae. The transcript is spliced from 2 exons. The record is from RefSeq and is a predicted model, not a curated record. Gene Ontology annotation, biological process: isoleucyl-tRNA aminoacylation. Gene Ontology annotation, molecular function: isoleucine-tRNA ligase activity; tRNA binding; aminoacyl-tRNA deacylase activity.